AUGGCGGCCUCGAAGCUCGAAAUCAAUUUCCGCCGUCUUUUGGAACGCUGCGAAGCGAUGGCCUCAGAAAUCCAGGAGAAUAAAGAAAACGUAAGCUGGAGGUUGGAAAAAGUGAGUUGUAGCAUUCAUCAAAAAAUUGUUUUCUUCUGUUUCCUCUCUAGGAUUUGAACAAAGCUAUCUGGUCGGGUUUGUAACAAUUUUUUCACAGUUUUUAUACUCCAUAUUGCAGUAUGUUUUAACGUUACAGAGGCAAGCUACCGAACUGAAAAAGUCAGAAAGGUUAGUUUUUAAAUGCAGAGAAAUAAGACAAAGGUUAAACGAGCAAUACGUUAAUGUAAAAUACUGCUUUUCAAUAAUAAGGUUAAAACAGCUGAUACAGGUAGUCUUUACUCUGAUGGGUCUUUAUGUCGGGUCGAUUGUAUUUAUUAUUAAUAUUUUAGUCAUCACAAUAGAGCUUUUUUAUUAGUACCUGACCCAGUUCAAUAAAGGAGAAGAAAGUCUUUUCAUAUUAAAGGAAAGAGUUCAACGUCUUGGUAUACCGACAAUGGACAUAGCUAGUUCAUUGUUCAAUUUUGGUACCCCACUAUUGCGGACUGAAGUAUACCUGUAUCGUACAAACGCGCUAUAAUGACAAAUCUAAUUAAUUGAUAUCAACUAAUCUGGCAAUAGAAACCAGACCCAUAUGCACAUUUCUCCUGUUACUGCAUGUGUGUAGUAACCGUUAAACUUUUAUCAAAUAAAAGUGAACGUCUCUUUUACAGUGCAGUAAGUAAGCUCAUCCAUAACCUGGAUUAGACGGGACUCCAGCCUUGAACAUAACUUUUCUUGAUCCUAUCGGCUUCUGUUUGGCGUAAAAACAAGGUGGGGGCCCGCACCCCUCGGCACCUUCCCCUAGAUCCUAGAUCCUGUCUAUCAGUAGCGUAAAGGUAGACAUCUCCCUUUGGUAGAAGGCAGCGUUGGCUGGCCCGAGCUAAAUUUAAGUUGUCUAGCAGUAUACAACAUUCUGAAAGGCAGAUGACUUGUGUCUCUAACGUACUGUAGGCAUCAGUGGUCAGGGAUGUAGAUAAUAGCCGGGAGCCGGGAAAAAUACCUGGUUGUCAACAUAAUUUUUCCAGCUGAAAAAAAUGCAGUCUUUAAAAAGGCAACUGUUUUCUUCUCAUGUUAUCUGCCAAUCAAAUGCCAUUUCCCAUCGGUUAUAAAUUUAAGCUACAUCCCUGGGCCCAGUUGUUCGAAAGGAGGUUAGUGCUAACCUGGGGUUAAAUUUUAACUGGGGUUUCAUUUUCUUUUAAUGAAAAGCACUCACUCGGAUAAUUUUCUCUAUUCUUUUUAAAGUAUCCAAUCAUCAAGUUGUAGGCAAAGUGCAUUAAAUUGAAUUUGCUUUUUAAGCUCUCAUUUCUGAGUUCAAAUUUCGCACUAACCCUGGGUUAUCUAAACCCAGCUUCGAACAACCCGGCCCUGGAGGUUAGCUGAUACCAGCUUCCGAGUUUCACUUUUUGGCACUCUCUAACUAAACUUUCUUCAAUUCAAAGCAAACAUUCGCAUGGUGAAAAAACCUCUAAUAAAGAUACUGGUGGUUGUUUAAUUUUUUGCAUCACCAAUAAGUGUAGCUAGCAUUUCAGGUCAUGCCAGCUCUUAUGAUUAAAAAAGCAUACCUUUUCAAAAACUGGGAAAUCAAAAUAUUUUGGUUCCAUCAGCUUGUCGAGUCACAUGUAAGAUACAUUUUUGGAAAUAAUCAAAACAUUUUAUAUUAAUUAUUUUUUUGUCUUGUUACAGCAAACCAAGUCCAGAUGCAAUGACUGAAUACAGCAAGAAAGUAGAGUUCCUUAAAGGUUUAAUAGAAACACAGAAAAUGGUGAGACAGAUCAAUGUUUUGAAAUCUUAAGAUACGCAUCUGUUGUUGCAUUCAAAUGGGAAAAAUUAUUGUUUAGGAAUAACUAGGAAAUGCUUGUCAUCAGAGAAUAUACAAGUACAAUAAAUUGUAUAUCAUUUGUAUGUUACCGGUAAGUAUUUUACCAUUAGUUGCAUGUAAGUGUGGACACGAGAUAAAAAAAACAUGUUCUAAUAGGGUGCCUGACAUGCCGCUAUAGCAAACUGUCACACCAAAGGUAAUUUGUUUAUAUGUUCUUGAUUGGCGUGGUCUGCUCAUAUUCCAUUUACGUUUACACUUGACUUUCCGUAUAUUGUCUUCUGUUUUAUUUACGUGAGUAAAACUUAUAUGCAUAUGCACGUAAAAAUUAUUUUUUAUCCACCAUCAGUCAUAAGGGGAAAAUCCAGGCACCCUUCAAUUUCUACUGGCUCUGAAACAGCUGAAAAUACCUUGAUAAUUUAGGUUUGUUAGAAGCUCUCACAUUCUCUUUUCCAAGGGUUUGUUCCCUUUAAUUUUCUAUUGCAGUUAUUGUAUAUCCAUGUAAAAUAAGACUUACCUUCACUUUGUUUUGUAGAAAUCACCAACAGAAAAACUUCUCGCCAGUCGGCAGUUAGUGCGUCCACUGAGUCAAACAUCCAAUGCACAGACCACAGAGGCAGACAAAGGACAAACAGUAAACAGAGCACAAGAACUUCACAUCAGGGCCAAGUCACAGAUAAAUAAAGAGAUGAGAAGUGAACUUCUGGGAGAAGGUGAGAAUAAUGCAGCUAACAAUAUUUCACUUCUGAUACAAUGCACUUGUAAGUUGGUUUAUUUGAUAUUUAUUUUUGUUGAUUUUUGUAAGGAUCAUACACAUUACUGGCUCACAUUCCUCGACACAUUACAAAGGUUUUCUUAGCCCAAUAUUUUCACAAAACUAGGGACUUUCAGGGCACCUUAUCAUGGCACAUUCAUUUUGCCUUGUUUUUGGUCAUUUUGUGACAUGAAAUACUUUGGUUUUUUAAAAGUAAAUUGAAUAAUAAAUUUAAUUAAUUUAUUAGUGUUAAAAGUUAACAAGGAACCUUGCUUAUUUUCCAGACAAUAAGAAAGACAAUCAUGGAGUGCGAAACAGGUGACUGAUUAUAUAAUAUUAUUUUCACUAGUUUGGUCCCUUAGUCAUUGUAACAAAUAACUCUUUAUUUUCAAAUCCCUCAUAAUCACUCUGUUUGCUCUCAAUGCAACACUUGGCAUAAACUAUAGUCUUCAAAUGCUCGUGGGAGAACUGUGUAAUUCCAAGGGCUUCUGAGAACAAAAACUUUAUUUAUAUGCAAAGCCUCAAUCGGUGAUAAAAUUGUUGAGACAUUGUACUCAAAUAGGGUAACUUCAGAAAACAAAAGAAUGCACACCCUUCCUCCCUACACAAUUCAAAGUUGGGGUGUUUGUUGUUUUCUGUACGUAGCUUGAACAGCAGCACAACAUUGCAUGGAGGGGAUGGGGGAGGAAAAGCUUUAUUUUCAUCUUUUGAAGUCAGUAAAACCUCAGAAAGCUGAUUUUGUCACCAAUUGUAGGGAGGCAAACAGGGUGUAUUAUGUGGAAACUCCAAAAAUAAAAGUCAGUGGAAAAAAAUCCCUGAUAGCAAGUCAGUAUGACUUUGUAAGUAUGUACUGGUGUCAACUUAAUAUUUUCUGCAUCAUGAAUUGUUGGUUAGUGUUGAACAAUCUGCCUUUUAUAGCCUGUGUUCCAGCUCCUUCCCACACAUUGUCUAAACCCUCAGAGUGUGCUCCAUUUGAAUGAUCCAAAUAAGGAUCAGUGACUUGUGAUCACUCAGAAUAUAGCACAUCAAAGGACCUGAUGAAUCAACCCUGGGAAAGGAUUCAUCAGUUCACUUGACGUACCACUGCAUGGUUUCAAAUCGAGAGGGGCUGGAUAUGAGUCAGUUUAUUAUGGGCUAAACAACAUGAGACCUAUAUAGUCAGAAAGAGUGAAUUAGCAACAUUCUGAAGUUUGGUGUUUAUUGGGCCUAUAUUGAAUGAUAUAAAUAGAUGUACGGACGAUGUGACCGGCAAUCCAUACAUGUACAUCUCUUAUAAAAGUGAUUUUCAAGUUUACCGAUAGCUGUAUCUUGCUUGAUAUUGACCCGAUCGACACCACACUUUCAUAACCUCAAUGUGCUUUUUCUGACCAUGUGGAUCUCAUGUUGUUUAUCUCAUAAUAAACCGACUUGUACCCAGCCCCUCUCGAUUUGAAACUAGGCAAUGGCCGAGUGAUCUCUACCCUGGAUCAUCCCAAAAGGAACUCACCCUUAGUCUAUACAGGCUGUGCAUGUAGUGUCUGCCAUGCAGGCUACUUGUUUUUGACAAUCUUUUUUCUUGAAGAUUAACAGGCAACAAGAAAAGUGAUGCAAAUGAUGAAAGUAUUGACUCAGUUCUACAAUACCAUCAGAACUUACAAGAAAAUAUAGCAGAGGAAAUGAUAAAAAUGGCUCAGCAUAUAAAACAUACAUCUGUCAUGGCCAGCAACAUUAUUAAAGAAGAUAACAAGGUUACUAGGAUGUUUGUCCUUUAAUAACAGUAAAUAACAAAUUAUUGGAUGAGGUCUUUUCCUGACAUCUGAAACAGACUAGGUCAAGUAAAUAUUAUUGGCUGAAGCUGAUAACUCUUACUGAGACUUUGAUUAUUGCGAAUACCGUAUUUCUUUGAAUAAUAGCCGUCCAUCAAUUAAUCGCCUUCCUUGAAUAAUUGUCCCCCCCCCCCCUGAUGGAAAUGUUUAAAAUAAUCGCCUCCCUAUAGGUUACCCAAUAGGGAUAGCCAUUGUGGAACUUGGAGGAUGGAGCUAAAGUGGAGUCUGACUAAGCAAAACUGAUCAGUGAUGAUUCAAGCUCAGACACCUCGGAAAUUCACAGCAAAAAAUCAAUCAAUUAGGAACCAAAUUUGAAACACUUUAAAUGCCAAUGUUCAGUUUAUCUGAUGUGAUCAUUUUUUUAUUUAAUGGGAAAAUAGAACAAAUAUUUGGGGCAUGACUUCUAGUCAGCAAUAUUUGAAAUAGUCACCUCCCUUGAAUUAUCGCCUUCCCUCGAAUAAUCACCCCCUUUUGGUGCAAAAAAAGAAAUAAUCACCCCCAGCUAUUAUUCAAGGAAAUACGGUAUCCAAUGAGAAUUGUUUUAUUAUACACGGUUGUGAAGAAAAUAGUGUUAUGAUAAACACAUUGUCCUUGAAUACCAAGCUUUGUGAACACAAUUUGAAGACUGUCAUAGAUAUGAUCAGCUACCAAGGUGACCCCUGGCCUACUGUUAUAAAUUUAACAGAAUAAAAAUAGAACCAAAUGAAAUCUCUACCUGUUUGAUUCCCUGCAACUUGAAAUCUUAGUGACAACCAUAUAAAUUUGUAUCACUAAGUUUCUUUACUAUUGUAGAGACGAAUUACCCAAAUUUUUUGUGGCAAAACCACUGCCAAGAAUGCAAAAAGUCCACUUUUGGUUGACGUGCAUUAUUCCAAACAAUGUUGUUUAAAAGCUACGGUAACAUGGUUUUUCAGAAUUGUUGAUGUGGACUUAAGUUAAGGCUUUAAAACGGCUCCUAUAAAGGAUAAUGCCUCAGCCCGAAGGCCUUGUUAAAGAUAAUGACCGAGUGCCCGAGGUCAUUAUUUUUAACAAGGCCUUGGGCCAAGGGGUAUUAUUUAAUGUACUUUUCCACUGUUUUAGAACCAGCAAGUCAUAAUUAGGAUCUCUUGUCCCACCAGAGUGACCUGGGCUUUAAUUUACUGAAAAUUAUAAGUAAUGUUUAAAACAAAUAGGAAUGUGCAUUAAUAACAAGGAAGGCGUAUUUACAAAUCGGUCAGUUUAGAAAGGCUCCAUGUAAAUACAACAGAGAUAAACUUUAAAAAAACUUACUGUUCAAUUUUGUGUUUUGUUUUUUAGACCUUGGAGCAGUCAACAAAGCUUGCAGAUUCAAAUUUUGAGAAACUAAAACGAGAAUCAGAAAGACUUGAGGAAUUAACACAGACACCAUGUUCCUGGUGGAUUUGGAUUAUGAUAAUUACAGUCUGUACUGUGUUUAUGUGGAUGAUUAUAUUUAUUAGACUUUUCCCAAAGAAGUGA
Porites lobata is the source of this 5941-nucleotide messenger RNA. The record is from the annotation of a GenBank genome assembly. Lineage: Eukaryota; Metazoa; Cnidaria; Anthozoa; Scleractinia; Poritidae.